GAUGCCCAGAUGAGAGCCACCAUCAACCAGAAGCUCAUCGAAACAGGAGAGCGAGAGCGCCUUAAAGAGUUGCUGAGAGCCAAAUUAAUUGAAUGCGGCUGGAAGGAUCAGCUGAAGGCACAUUGCAAAGAUGUCAUUAAAGAAAAAGGAUUAGAGCACGUUACUGUUGAUGACUUGGUGGCAGAAAUCACCCCCAAAGGCAGAGCCUUGGUGCCAGACAGUGUAAAGAAAGAGCUCUUGCAAAGAAUAAGAACCUUCCUUGCCCAGCAUGCCAGUCUUUAACUGUGACAUUCACCUGGGAUACGGUGUUUCUGGUUCUGUGUUAUGUCAGUCAUGUCAGGAUUGGAAUGCAGUUUACAUAGUUAAGGACGGAAAAUC
Molecule: messenger RNA, 378 nt
Organism: Pterocles gutturalis (yellow-throated sandgrouse)
Lineage: Eukaryota; Metazoa; Chordata; Aves; Pterocliformes; Pteroclidae
Gene: ENY2
Product: enhancer of yellow 2 homolog (Drosophila)
Exons: 4
Coding region: 10-282 (90 amino acids)
Biological process (GO): positive regulation of DNA-templated transcription; poly(A)+ mRNA export from nucleus; regulation of transcription by RNA polymerase II
Cellular component (GO): DUBm complex; nuclear pore; SAGA complex
Molecular function (GO): transcription coactivator activity; chromatin binding
Source: RefSeq, a predicted model, not a curated record